Eimeria necatrix is the source of this 1155-nucleotide messenger RNA. RefSeq lists its product as hypothetical. The record is from RefSeq and is a predicted model, not a curated record. The coding region runs from base 1 to 1155 and encodes 384 amino acids. NCBI's taxonomy places the organism in Eukaryota, Apicomplexa, Conoidasida, Eucoccidiorida, Eimeriidae. The transcript has 10 exons.
AUGGACAACUUGCUGCUUCUGUUUGCACUUUUAACAUCAUGCUUUCUCUCGAGACAGAUCCGGGCGGCGGAGAUCGCCGCUGUUCCCCGGGAACCCACUUGUUCACUUGGAACAAACAACAGAGGCGUUCCGCUGCUGCAGCCCGACCCCCCAACUUGCCUGUCUGCCGCACCUGAAGCACUCAACUUCAAAUCCCAUUCAAAUUCAAGUUUUGCAACUUCUGCCCCGGAAGAUCGGCUGCUGCGCCUGCAGCAAGCCGUCGAUGAUCUGCUCAAGAAACUCGAAAAACAGGGAAUUCAGCCCGCAGCCUCUCCGCAGCUUCAAGAGCCCGCUGUGGGAAAUGCCCAGGAUAUUCUCUUCGCCGUGCGUCAGAUCGAGUUCACAGCAAAGCCUUCUUUCAUUGAACUCGUCUCGCUCACCCGGCGGCGAGAUGAAGCCUUUUCGUUGGCUCUGUCUUCGGUUCUUUUGGUAGUUUGCUCCCGCGAGGGUCUGCUGGAGGCGCGCAGUGUGUCCAACCCUGUGAGCUCAGUGGCUCUGAAGACGGCGCAUGCAGCCCCAGUGUUGAGCCUUUCUGUCUUUCCCCAGGGCGACGUUUUCGCAGUUUUGACAACAGAUGAAGAAGGAAUUGCUUUAAUUCAUAUUCUGUCUGCAAAACGAAAAGAGCCAUCGCCUCCUCUUGCACAACAGGGAGGGGAGCCUCUGGAUGACCCCAAGUCAGAGCCUGUGUUGCGGCAUUUACCAUCUGAGCCCUUAGUUCUGUCUUUGACGCAAUCGGACGCUUUCCAGGUUUCACCGGGGGGCCCCCGGCGACACAACUGCGCCAUCGCCGCCACCAUAAAUGGGGAAAGACUUGUCUUGGUUGGCGGCAGAGACGGCCGCCUCAGCGGCGCGCUAAAGGCGCAGCUGCAAGUGACCGAGGAAGAGGGAGGCAUUCAGCAGCUGGUUCAUAUGGGCAGUUUUACAGUUUUUGCAACGAAAAGCUGCGUCGGGCACAUCAACCCAACAGCUCCAAACCUCACUGGAAAAGUGUCCUGCAUAGGACUAGAAUCCCCAAUUGCUUCCGUCGCUCUUGACGGACGGAAGGCAGGCCGCGGCGCCGUUUCUCUUUGCGAUGGGCAGAUUCUUUACUUCGACAUCAAAACUUGGACUUGUUAG